This is a messenger RNA of Pan troglodytes (chimpanzee), 3124 nucleotides long. RefSeq lists its product as uncharacterized. The record is from RefSeq and is a predicted model, not a curated record. Bases 203 to 505 code for a protein of 100 amino acids. NCBI's taxonomy places the organism in Eukaryota, Metazoa, Chordata, Mammalia, Primates, Hominidae. The transcript is spliced from 3 exons.
GCGUGGGCUUGGCGGGCCGUGCACUCGGAGCAGCCUGCUGGCCCCGCCGCGGCCGAGCAAUGAGGAGUACACCCUCCGGGCCAGCGGCUGCGGAGGGUGUACUGGGUACCCCAGCAGUGACAGCCCACCGGCGCUGCGUUGGAUUUCUCGCUGGGCCUUAGCUGCCUUCCCUCGGGGCAGGGCUCGGGACCUGCAGCCCGCCAUGCCUGAGCCUCCCACCCCCUCCGUUGGCUCCUGUGCGGCCCGAGCCUCCCCGAUGAGCGCCGCCCCCUGCUCCAGGGCGCCCAGUCCCAUCGACCACCCAAGGGCUGAGGAGUGCGGGCGCGCGGCGCGGGACUGGCAGGCAGCUCCACCUGCAGCCCCGGUGAGGGAUCCACUGGGUGAAGCCAGCUGGGCUCCUGAGUCUGGUGAGGACAUGGAGAACCUUUAUGUCCAGUUCAAGUUGCAGUCCGUAGGCACUUGCUUUAACCGUGAAGAAUUACCUUCAGUACUUCAGUGGCCUUAGGGUGAGGAAUCGGGAGCCACCAGUGUGACAAAUAAACCUGGACUCUCAGCAAUGAGGAAAGAAACAGACCAACAAGUUGGGGAAAGAAAGCUCACAUACUGCGGUGACCAGGUAACUCUGUUCACAGACCAAGGUAAGAAACGUCGCAAGAGUGACAAAGUACUUCCUUGGUGGUUGGGAUACCUUGAAGGUUGAAAGCAUGUGAAUAAGAUGCACAAUUGAGUGAAAAGCUAGUGUUGAGUCUGCAUCUGUGGUUCCAUGGUCCCUUCAUAUGGCUUAUGGCAGUGCUCCUCUAAAGGAGUCUGGGUCAGGGGUUUAUACUGACCAACCAAUGCUAAGAGAGACCCAACGCCUGAGAGGGAAAUGGCCAGAGAAGAACGAAGCGAAGGAAGAAGAGUGCAAGAAACCUCCACCAGGGGGCGUUGAGCCUCUAGGAAAGGAAAGGUGAGAACUCUCCAGUAGGUAUGCUGAGCCUCACACAAACCUCCAGUAGUGGGGAAGGCAAUAAAUUUCCAGUAGGGGAAAUUGAGCUCUGACAUGCUUUCUUCUACUUGUUCUAGUCUAUUGUUGAAACUUUCUACUGCAUUUUGUAUUUUUCUAGGUGUAUCUUUCAUUUCCAGAAGUUGUGGUUGUUCUUUCUUUAUGGUAGCUAUCUCUCUACAAAAUUUUUAAUUCAAAUCCUAGAUUGUUUUUUGAAUUUCUUUAAUUGGUUUUCAACUUUCUCUUGUAUCUUCUUGAGUAGGUUAAUAAUCAACCUUCUUAAUUCUUUAUAUGGCACUUCAGAGAUUUUUAUCUUUGUUUGGAUCUAUUGCUGUGGAUCUAGUGUGAUUUUGUGGGGGAGGUAUAGAGCCCUGUUUUGUCAUGUAAAUGCCCUAAAUGCUCCACUUAAAAGAUGCAGAAUGGCAGAGUGAAUUAAAAAAAAAAAAAACAGUCAAAUAUCUGUUGUCAUCAAGAGAUUCAUCUAACACAUUAAGGAUUCAUAGAAACUUGAAGUAAAGGUGUGGAAAAAGAUAUUCCAUGCAAAUGGAAACCAACAGUGAACAGGAGCAGCUAUUCUUACAUCACACAAAACAGACUUUAAAGCAACAACAGUACAAAAAGACAAAGAAGGACAUUAUACAAUGAUAAAAUGAUUAGUUCAACAGGAAGAUAUUACAAUCCUAAAUUUAUAUGCACCUAACAUUGGAGUUCCCAGAUUUAGAAAAUAAUUGCUACAAGAUGUGUAAAAUUGAAUAGACAGCAACACAACAAUAGUGGGGGGGACUUCAAUACUCCACUGACAGCACGAGGCAGAUUAUUAAGAGAGAAAUUCAGCAAAGAAACAAUGGACUUAAACUAUACCUUAAAACAAAUAGACCUAACAAUUUUUUACAGAACAUUCUUCUGAACAACUGCAGAAUAAACAUUAUUUUCAUCAGCACAUGGAACAUUUUCCAAGAUGGAUCAUAUAAUAAGCCAAUGAGUCUCAUCUGAAUAAAUUUAAGAAAAUUGAAAUUAUAUCAAGUAUCUUCUCAGACUGUGAUGUUACAGUUGGUAGUUACUCAGGCAUGGGCAGGGAAGGAGAGGGUCCCAUCCCCAACAGGAAUGUUACAUGACCCUCAGGUGAUGGUCAUGGGGUUGUUAAGCUGUCUCUCUAAAAUAACAAUUGGUUGCAGCCAAGGCCAGAAAAAAGUAGUCUCCCAAUAGACAGAAAACUUGAAACUGAUGAGCAGCAGCUUCCCAAUAAGAUCAGAGUUGGGUGAGUGGGCUCAAGCAUGCAAAGUAAGAGCCAAAUUGGUGGAGUUUAACUGGUAUAUGACCUCUUUAAGGAACCCUUGACUGGUAAGGGAAGAACACUUUGAGUGAGAAUGCAUAGAACUUCAGUAAACACAUUCUGCAUGCAGCCCCUCCCAAAGUGUUAACAGGCCACUGCACAUGUGAACAGCCCAACCUAAGGGAAGAAUCAGGAGAGAAAGGAUACUAGACCCCAGAAUCAUGACAAUGUAUAAAACCCCAAGUCAAAGGUCAAACUGUGCACUUGAAUCCCUCAAGUCGCCUGCUUGGCCCUCUUCCAUAUGUACUUUAUUUCUUUUUGUUCCUGAUCUAAAGCUUUCUAAUAAACUUUCAUUCCUGCUCUAAAACCUGCUUCUGUCUCUCCCUCUGCCUUAUAGCCCUCAGUCAAAUACUAUCUUCUGAGGAGGGAAGAAUCAAGGUUAUGUAGACCCAUACAGAAUUGCCACUGCUAACACACUUUUGUACUGCAUGACUUGGAUACAUUCCCUAGUGCUAACAAGACCACAGUGGAAUUAAAAUUGAAAAUGAACUCCCAAAGGAAGCCUCAAAACUAUGCAAAUACAUGAAAAUUAAAUAAUCUGCUUUUGAAUGAUUCUUGGGUUAACAAUGAAAUCAAGAUGGAAAUUUUAAAAACUUUUGAAAUGAAUGAAAAUAGUGACAAAACAUAUUAAACCUCUGGGAUACAGCAAAAGUGGUGGUAAGAGGAAAGUUCAUAGAGUUAAAUGCCUACAUCAAAACAUCUAAAAGAGUGCAAACAGACAGCCUAAAUUCACACCUCAAGGAACUGAAGAAAUAAGAACACACUAAAGCCAAAGCAGGCAGAAGAAUAGAAAUAACAAAAAUCAG